Paramuricea clavata is the source of this 306-nucleotide messenger RNA. The record is from the annotation of a GenBank genome assembly. Lineage: Eukaryota; Metazoa; Cnidaria; Anthozoa; Malacalcyonacea; Plexauridae.
AUGGCUGAUCAUCUUGAAGAUCAAGUUGUGGGAACCAGUAUAGGCAUAACUAUAUGUCCUUUAGCGUCUCUUAUGCUCGACCAAGUUGCAUAUUUAAAAUCAAUUGGACUGAACGCUGCUGCUGGAUAUAAUGGCCAAGACGAGGAAAUCUUGAGAGACGUCGAAGGUCUAUUUUCUCACAUAUAUGCUACUCCAGAGUCUAUGCUAAGUAUGAAGCGAUGGCAGAAGAUGCUUCAGUCACCUUAUUUUAUAGAGCAUUGUGUCGUUGUUGCCAUAGACAAAGCUCAUUGCAUUAGCACAUGGUAA